UUAUUCUUCUUAUUACUGUUUAAUCGACACACGAUUGCAAAUGGGGGCAAGGAAAUCAAAACCAGCUGGAGUACUGGAUGAAGCAUGGAGGAUAUUUGACUGGGGACAGAAGGAAGUACUGAAAGACCGUCUAGAAAAGUUUACUCUGAGUAAUCCAGAUGUGACAAAGAUCAAGAUCCUGGUGGCUGGACAAAUUGGAGCAGGGAAGUCCAGCUUUAUUAACUCUGUCCUUAGUGUCUUUCAAGGAGAAAUUGUUAAUGAAGCACUAGCUGAUACUUCAUCGUCAGGCGCCUGUCGCAGUUUCACAAAAAUAGUAAGCAUUAUUUAACUCCUAUAUUGCACACACGGUAGUUGCAAAGACUGUAGGAACGUGAUUUAAAGGGGUUUAUAUGAAACAGUCGAGCUACAGAGAAGGACAGCAGCUUGUGAGUGUUUUGUCUUGUUUUCUCAUCAGACUAGUGUGUGAUCGUCAU
This is a messenger RNA of Carassius auratus (goldfish), 473 nucleotides long. Its product is annotated as interferon-induced protein 44-like. NCBI's taxonomy places the organism in Eukaryota, Metazoa, Chordata, Actinopteri, Cypriniformes, Cyprinidae. The record is from RefSeq and is a predicted model, not a curated record. Bases 41 to 328 code for a protein of 95 amino acids. The transcript has 3 exons.